CUCUAGUAGCUAACAUACAUACCUAUCGUUCUCACAUUCUUAUACAUGACUGCGGAGCUAUAGUGUCAAACUCACAUUCGUAACCUCGUAUAAAGACCACUUACAAUAUAAACAGUGACCAGAAAAAUUAAAUUGUUCGUCGAAGUCACAUACUAUUUCAAAAUGGCUGCAGGAUGGACCUUCGAGGACUUGAUGUUCACUACUUUAUUCUUCCUGGCCGUGUGGGUCGGUGGGAAGUUGUUUGGCUUAACUGGAGGUACUCCACUUGUGGGAGAAAUAGUUGUGGGUAUGAUAAUGGGACCGAAUGUUCUGGACGUGGUGCCGUUUCCUGAUGCUGUAACACUCUUAGGCGAGAUUGGACUGUGCGUGCUAAUCUGUGAAGCUGGUCUGGAAGUGGACCUAGAUAUGCUUAAGUUAGUUGGGUUUAUGGGUGUCACGGUCGCCGUCGUCGGAUCAAUAUUGCCGCUGGCCAUGGGAUUUGGAGUUGCGAUAGCUUUUGGUUACGACACCGUUGCAGCACUGGCGGCAGGUGCCUCUCUUGCACCCACCUCAAUGGGUAUUGCUAUCAAUGUCCUGAAAACCGGCAAAGUUUUGAACACACCGACCGGACAGCUGAUCAUCGCCGCAGCCAUUGUGGAUGAUGUCAUUGCGCUUGUGCUCCUUUCCGAGUUGCGUGCCAUUGCCGAUCCAUCGCCCGCGGCAAUUAUAAUCCCGAUUGUCUCGGCAGUUCUAUACCUGGGCUUCGGCACUUUGUUUGCCACUACGGUUAUGCCGAGAGUUUUGCCAAGGAUCUCGCCCCACAUUCCUGAAGACCUGCGUGGAAACAUAUUCUUGGGAGCGUGUCUUACGCUUGGGCUUGCUCUCAUGAUUGCGUGCGACUACUCCAAAGCCUCGUACCUCUUGGGCGCGUUCUUGGGUGGGCUGUCCUUCUGCACAUCGCAUGAGUGUGAGGUGGCAUGGGAAAAGCAGGUGAAACGCAUCUUAUACUUCCUUCUGCAUAUUUUCUUUGCGGCGACGAUUGGGUUCCCCAUCCCUGUGCAGGACUUCUGGAACUGGUCUACGAUCGCACGUACCGCUGCUUUCACAUGCUGCAUGUCCGGAAAAUGGCUUACAGGUUUGUUCGGUCGCCCGCUGUCUGUGACUAACUUCUGGACGAUUGGGUUCGCCAUGUCUGCCUGGGGAGAGUUCGCGUUUCUGAUCGCAAGUGAAUCGUACUAUGUGGGCACACUCACAAAGGAUGAGUACACGCCCUUAGCCUUUGCUAUUCUACUGUCAGCCAUCAUCUCGCCGUUCUGCCUCAAGUUUACGCUCGAGUACAGGAAUCGCCAGGCGAAAAAAGAAAUGGAGGCCGGUGUUACCAUGGCAAGAAAGCACCGCAAGUCGCUGACGGUCGCGUCCGUUUCCGAUUUGUCGGUGGCUAAAAACUCGUCUACGGUGUACUACAAGAUUCACGCAUACGCUAAGUCUGAGUGGGGCAUGAUUGCCCGGUUAUUCGAGACCGCCGAGGAAUUGGAGUUGAAUAUUCUGGAAACUCGCGUGCGCGCCGUCAGGCACGGACAAGCUCUGCAAGUUAUCUACCUCAGCGAUCGCACCAUGAAUUUGCCUUUCGUCUGUGAAUCCGGGACACCAGAAGCCGAGAGAAUGGAGCGACGUGUGCGACAGAUUCACGACGGCUACUACGACACUCUAUCGGGGCCUGGUCUUGACGAGCUUAUUGUGGUAAGGUGGAGACCUCAGGAAAUGGGUGACAACAACUCACUUGAGCUAGCCCUGCUGAAGGAUAUCGAAGGAUACCAAAAACGAUUAGAGGUCGAUACGGAUCACACGCAGAUCCUCGCGCGAACGAGUCAUUCUAAGCCGGCGAGCGAUGUGGGACAUGAGGUUGAAGAAGACGAUAAUAUGGUGGUCGAGGGAUACCAAACCAGGCGAAACAGAUUCGAGGCUUUAUAUUUUGAUAACACUGAUUUGGAUUGGCUACUGGAAAAACCUGAGGUUGAGGAGCAAUUGCCCAGGAAAAGCAUCUUAUCAGUCAUUUCAGGCGUCCGAGCCUCGUUGACUGGACCUCCGACCGAGUUGCAGGAAUCCGAAAUGGAGAUGGGAGUUAAGGGGCAAUGAUUGUCUUCCAAAGGCGCCGGUAACCAUCCUGCACCCACCAUCAAGCUCUCUAGAGAACUGCAAGAAAUUCUUGUUUAAACGAGUUAGUAUAUAAUUCAGUGCGAGUGCGCUAGUCUCCCUCGAGAGAUGCCGGAAUGUCCCCGCCAUGGAAGCAAUUCAGGAACUGUUUUGCUCCCGAUAGUGUAUUGUAUACGAAUGCUUCGACAGCGGCUGACGUCAAACGCUGAUGACUUUUGUAACCUGCUCCGCACUUGCUUUUAGCUGUACAUUAGAAAUUGGCACACAAAUAUGAUUAUAACUGUGCAGAGAUAAAGACAAUUAGUCGAAAAAAUAGCAUACAGAGUUAUAUUCACGUAGUCGACGCUCCGUCUAUCAGGCUACGAA
This is a messenger RNA of Sphaeroforma arctica JP610, 2499 nucleotides long. RefSeq lists its product as hypothetical. NCBI's taxonomy places the organism in Eukaryota, Ichthyosporea, Ichthyophonida. Gene Ontology annotation, molecular function: antiporter activity. Gene Ontology annotation, cellular component: membrane. The record is from RefSeq and is a predicted model, not a curated record. Gene Ontology annotation, biological process: proton transmembrane transport. The transcript has 12 exons. The coding region runs from base 163 to 2115 and encodes 650 amino acids.